CUGCAUUCGCAAAACAGAUCUCGGUUCGUGGCUAUCGGAGUCGGUCGCACGCAUUCAUCGUGUCGGAGUUACAGUUUUUCGAAUAGUGAAGCGCCGUGUGUUUAAUUUUAUUUAUAAUAUCCAAGAGUAAAAAUCCACUAAUCAGCGAAAGUAAAAUUAAUACUAGCACUUGUAGUUGGUGAGGUGCGAUUUGGAUUAAUUAUCUCAAUCGUGUGUAUGUAAAGGUGUGUGUGUGGUCAGUGCGAGCAGUAACGGAGUUUGAAUUCCCAGUCGUCUGGCACCGCAUGCAUGGUGAAGGUAGAAUAAGUGAAGGGUUACCAGUGGGAGAAGGAAUCAACGUCUAUCAAACUGGCGGGGUGACAGCGGAACGUAGAAAAUCGUUCGUCGCAUUCAUUGUCAAAGGAUUAAAGUGAAAUUUUCGGUACGGGGUAGCGAGUGUCAACAAAGCGUAAACAAAGGAGCGAUAUUCGUCGAAAGGAAAAGUUUCAGACGGAUGAUAAGGCAGAAAAGCUUGCAAUAAAAAUUUCACCAGCGCGCAACGAGACAACGCGAGUGGGAACAGUUCUUAUCACCUUUGAAAGACGAAGUUUUAUCCUUCGUCAAAGCGGCAACAAACAAAGUGGAAAGUGAAGCAUCAACGUUUCGGGCGAUAAAGUGCGAAAGCGCUAAAUUCUCACACGAGCUCCAGGAUAGGAGUAAACUUCAAAGUUUUGGAUGCGUGAAUUAUUCAUUGACGCACCAAGCCAUUGAGUUCAUCUACCGACGGUAGGAACGGAAGAGUAAAUACUCGAGAUCUACGUUAAGCCAAUCAGGUUGAUUUGAUUCUGAACUGUGUGGGGGGGAAAAGCGGAAAAAAGAAGAAGUGAAAAAGGUAUCUGUACCACAGGAAGUGCUUACAUCUCGGUUCCCGGUGAGCGUUUUUUUGUGAGUGUGGAAUAAGGUGAUUAAGUGGAUGAUAGCAAAACCCAGAGCGGUGAGUGAAGUUUGAGACGAAGCUAAAUAUAUCGGUGAAACCUGUAAUAGAUAGUCAUCCUGGAGCAAAAGAAGCUGAUGUAGCAAAAGUGAAAGCACCGCUGCAUAAUUGGUUGUUGUUCAUCGUUAAUGUGAAAAAUAAAACGUCGAAAAACCAUCAGCCGAACCGAUUAGUCUUCCGCCGCAGUGGAUAUUUGUGAAAAAAAAAAAACAAGUGCGACCGCGGAACCAAAACACGGUUGACCGGUAACGGAAAGUACUCCUAAGAGGAUUAUAAUCUAGCCGGAAGGCGGACGACGACGACGACGAUAAUCGGGCGUGGGGAAACCAGAAGGCAUACGGCAACCCAGUCACAAAGAGCUUGAAUAAAACAAAGGACAAGCCAGCGGCGUCGCACAAUAAGCGCCACUGUUGCAGACCAUCAUCAUUUAUCGUUGGCAACUUCGUCAGCAGGUUUUCUUUUUUAUAACAAAAAGGAUUCACCAUACUUGCAUCUACCCCCACCAAAGCCCAGUCCUCCCCCAUUGUCAAAGUCUUCCUAUCAAAAUAAUCCCCUCCAAUGCUAAUCCUGGACACACCGUCGGAUGCAAACAACCGGGUGCAAUCCUUUCCGUCAUCAAACCCAGCGGCUGUCUCGACGGCUGUUGCCCAGAAUCGAUUCCCGGUAGAAGCCGUUUCAGCUUCGUCAAACCCGGCUGACGUUGGUCAAGUGGCUGUGUUUCGAGCCAGCGAACAGUUGUCCGGUUCCGUCUCCGGUGGAAUUAUCGCCAGCAGCACCUCUAACCGAGUAGACACCGACACCAGCAGCAGCGGAAUGACCACCGUAGCGGCCGUUACUGCAGCCGCUAACAAGGCGGUGGCCGCCCUUAUGGAGUACCGCCAGAGACAGGCGGCCCAGCAUCAGCAGCAACAGCAGCAGCAGACCAAUAACCAGAUGGUCCAGGGGAUGGGACCAUUUCCGGGAGCCGCCGGUUUUCCACCGACAAUGACACAGACCGGCCUCGGUACCGAUGGCUUAUCGGUACAGGUCGUCAAAGGUGCCGGUGCAACCGGCGGUGGAGGUGGCGGUGGCGGUUUAUCGGCGGCUGUAGCUUUGGCCGAGCAUCCACUCAGCAGUUUAAAGCAACAGCAGGAACUCAGUCAACAUCAGCACCACCACCACCAUCAGCAGCAGCAGCAGCAGCAACAACAACAACAGCAGCAGCAGCAACAACAGCAAGCUGUAGCAGCUGCAGCCGCCGCUCAACUAGCCAGCUCACAGUCGCUCAGAAAUAAUCCGCUCGCAUUCCAGACUGUCAGCCAGUACAGCUCCCCAUCAGUAUUAGGCGUACCACCGGGAAGCGUCCCGCCACCCACAUCACUAGCGGCCGCUUCGCUGGCGUCGCUUUCGUCGGCGGUAACCAACAGCAGUAACAGCAGCAUCUUCAGUACGGCCAGUGGCAUCACCAGGGAUAGCCCCGUUACCAUCGGUACCACAGCCGGAACCGGAUCUUCAGCGGUCAGUGCCAUCACCAGCGGAGCAGGAAUCUCAAACGGAAUUGAACAGCAGACUGUUAGUAUUAAGACCGAAUUAUUGCAGCAGACGGAACCAGAAACACAAGUCUCAAGUGCCAACAACAGCAACAGCAGUACCACACCGUCGUCGGAGGUCACCUCGGCCGUGGUCAGUUCGAUAGUCGCCGCCGGAAGUCCUGCCAGCUGCAGUAGUAGUCCUGGCGGCGCUGGUGGUGGAAUCGGGAGCAGCAGUGGUCUUACGACCACGGGUUGCAGUACCAUCACGACGACGACCACCGGAACGGCAGCGCUGAAUACGGCCGCCGCACAGCAACUGUCAGUGGUCACGGCAGCAGCAGCCGCAGCUGCCGCGGCCGCCGCCCAGAACCAAGCUGCUGCCCAACAGCAGCAGCAACAGCAAGCUCAGAGUAUGGCCGCCGUGUUGGCCGGAGCCAACGCACUGGCCGAAGCCAAAGGACAGCCCAAGCGGCUACACGUGUCGAACAUACCGUUCCGAUUUCGGGACCCGGAUCUGAGGUCCAUGUUUGGGCAAUUUGGAACCAUCCUGGAUGUGGAGAUCAUCUUCAACGAACGAGGCAGCAAGGGAUUCGGUUUUGUAACAUUCGCUAAUAGUAGCGAUGCGGAGCGAGCACGCGAACGUCUUCACGGCACUGUGGUUGAGGGACGCAAGAUUGAGGUCAAUAAUGCAACCGCACGAGUUCAGAGUAAAAAAGUUCCUGCUGUUUCGAGCGUUUUCCUGGCAAAACCUGGCGCUGUAGCGGCUCCUCAUCUGGCAGCGGUUUGCGUACCAUGGCCACCAGAAGGUUAUCGCCUGUCGAUGGGCGCCUGGCCGUGGUUAGGAGCAACGGCAGCUACCGUCGGUGCCACCGGUGCUCCUACGGCACAUCUAGCCGCAGCAGGAGCUCCCACAUCGGCCGCUGCCGCCGCCGCAGUAGCGGCUGCAGCUGCAUCCAAUCCGGCAGCUGCGGCAGCGGCAGCAGCAGCCGCCAACCAGAUGCCGAAUGCAGCGGCCGCCGCAGCAGCAGCCGCGUCUCCUCUGCUAAUAGCCCAGGCUGCCCAGCGCGCUGCGGCUGCCGCCCAACGGCGAAGUGUGUACUUUGAUCCAUACUUGGCAGCAGCGGCAGCAACAGCGGACCAGAACUAUCGUCUACAGGCGGCCAAACCAGUGACGGAAGUUCAAGCGCAACCGACUCUCUUGAAUGCACAGCCGUUACUCAAGACGCCUCUCUCUCAGGCUCAGCAGGCCUACAAUGCCGCCACGUACACGGCUGUAGCCGCUAGAGCAGCUUAUGGAGCAGCAGCCGCAGCGCAGCCCGCCGUAGCCGGAUAUGCCACAGUUGCAGGAUACGGACGGGAAUAUGCUGAUCCAUAUUUAGGACACGGAAUCGGACCGGUUCCCGGAUACGGGGCAACCAUGUACCGAGGAACCUACAAUCGAUUUGCGCCAUAUUAGAUUUAAGUCCGCAUGUUUACUCUCUAUUACUGAAAACCAUAUAAGAAAAGCGCACGAAACCCGCUCUCUCCGAUUCGGCCGUUAGGUGGGAUAGCAGAUGGCAGCGGCCAUGCAGCAACCGGAAUCAAGGAUCGAUACCAAAGUUGUAGCGAACAGGUGACGUGGCCUACAACAAUAUUAAGCUCAGUCUUCUACUACAGCAGAAAGAACACAGACAGUAGAACAAAUAAUCUCUCUUUCGCGCACUCUCUAGUAAUACGUUACGUACGGAUACAGUUUUUCGCUCCCCUAGAAUGUAAGGAUAAAAGUUGUAGAGAUUCCCGAUCAUGAGAAGUAAAGUUUUUUCCUUCGCCCCCUCCCGCGUUUAUAAACACGAGGAUACACACACACGGACCAGAACAAAUGCUUCUCCAGCAGCAACAAGAAUGAUAUUAGUUCCUUUUUACACUUGUUUAAACACAAUCAGCCUCCGGACGCAUUCAGAAAUCUUCCAUUUAUUUUGUUGAAUAUAGUUAAUCGUUCCAGGAUAGAUUACAGGUUCCAUGAACUGUCCAUAGAGUUGAUAGUCAGUUUAGAAUGCUAGAAAAGUUUUUUUCAUUCAGAAUUACACAUUACGCGAGGAGAUAUUACUACAGAUUUGAAGGAAAGGAAACAAAUAUUGAUAAAAGAACAAAUUGAGAUUUUUGUAGAAUGUUAAAAGUCAUUGCUUAACCUCCUAGAUUUUUUUUUUGUUCCGUCAGCAGAACGCUUGUUCGGCUCUCGGAAGGAGGGACAGUCAGUCAAAGUAAAGAAAAUAAAAAUGUAAGGAAAAUACGAAUGUUGUCGAACAAAUCUGAAUGCACAUGCAUGUAAGGUGGGAUGAGUUGUUGAAGUACUAGAAACAGCUGCAGCUAUUGCGUCAAAAUCUAGUACUGCACCAGUGGGAAACAAUGCUGGAGCUCUCUAGCAGCUCAUAGCUCCACACAGAAUGAUUUUACAUUAAAAUUGUUCAACUCGUACCAAGCACACAAGCGGACAAAACAAGCGUAACGACCUUCAUACAACACGUAUAUAACACAAAACAAGAAAGCAGCCAAAGUUAUCGACUAACAACUAACCCGAGUUCAGUUAAGAGAACUUAUAUACCACAAUUGAAAACACAAACACACACAAGAAGUAAAAUAGUCAAGUAAUCAAAGUAAACCCAUCUACACUAAGUAAGAAAAACCCCGUUAGUUAUUUAGUGUUUGCUUCCAGUGAAUUAUAAAUUGAGAAUCACAGUAGACAGUGAGGCUUUUCGCUGGUUAAAGAAAGUGGUACCUAGGAAUGCUUAUUCGGCAGCUUCAGAUUUUUGACAUCUCUUCCUGUGAAUGCGAAUGCUUUGACGCACAAUGUGUUACGGUAAUCCCAGAACUAAAUAGCGUUCGAACAAACACAAAUACAAUAUACACCCAUACACAAGUUCAUACAGAUGAAUAAUACUCAAAAAUUAACAAACUCAGCUCCCAAACGUUGCGCUCGACUAACGACGCACAAAAUCUAGUUACAAACAAAGCGAAUAUGAAUUUACAAUUAUAUUUCUUCAAUGAGAUUAGGUUCCACGCUUCCUAUUUGCAGUCUUUCUGUUCUUCACUCCUCAUCGCGUUAACCAGUGACCGGUUAUAACAGUGUCAAUUUACUACUAUUUAUAUGCGAUAUAAGCUGAUAUUUCCUUUAUUCUCUUAAGUCAUACGGAAACAUAUUACUGUAAGUGCUUAUUUUUUAAGGGUCACCAUUAAGUGAACGGAAAUGUGAAACGAGUCAUCACACACAAAAUAAAAUCGAAACAAAUCACACACAUACAUACAGAAAUACAAAAUGCAGAUCUGUUAGAGGUAGUUAGCUCUAAUUGUUCAGGGCAUUAUUCUGUAAUAUUCUAAGAAUUUAAACCUCGAAUCGAACCAGUUCCCGACGUGAAAGCAAAUCGACGCAUUUAUUUUGUCGAGUAAGAAUUUGACGAACGAAAAACAAACACACACAAAGUAUUAAACUUUUUUUUUGCUGGGCAAUUGUUAUUCUUCUACUUACACUGAAUAAAAUAUUUCUAGUUGUUGAAUAAUGAAAGUUCCCCAGUACUGGAGGGCUUGAUACUUUGAAUACUUAUUUCAAAACUUUUAAAUAUCGAUCGAAAUUACCAAAGAUCUGUUUAGUGUCGAAUUGUCUUCAGUUAGAUUUUAUUUUUCCUUAACUUUGCUCGCACGCAACAGCAACUCUUGUUUCACGAUAAACUAUCUAAACGGGAACAUACAUUACAAAGGAAACAGAAAAUCCACCAAUUUUGUGAACAAAUUAGAGACAAAAAAAACACAACAGUAGGCGAAGAUCGACAGAAAAACCAAACCAAUAGGACCGUCUUUAUCGUAUGCUUAAAUUAGUGAUUACACGUAGAACAAAUCGCAGCAGGCGGGAAACCAGAGCGUAGGUGGUGGUAGAAAGAGAAAGCAAAACAAAAAGUGCAUCUCCAAGAGUGCGCAAGCCAUAUUCGAUGUAAGGUCGCACAGACGUGUUUUUUAAACUGGUUUAUAAGUUUUCGUUUUAGUUGGUUAUAUUUUUUGUUCGUUUUUUUUUACCGUGUAGAUUAGAACUUUUAAAGUACGUCUGCCGUACGCAGGUAAACAAAAACAUUAUAUUCUAGUGAUAAAUGUAGGAUUUUUCUUAAUCUUGUUCUUCUGCAGCAGCUGUAAAAAGCGUGCUUCGAAUCGAGCUUACAAUGCUUUAUGCGUUUGACUAUUGUUUUUUUCUAUGACACUAUCUUCCCAUUCUGGUCGAAUGAAACAAACUGUGAGUAUGUAUCAGUUUUUUUCUAAUAACAGUAAUUCUCAAAUGUAGCUUCCCUGUUUGAUGGAGAUUUUUGUACCGAAAAAUGUUCGUAUGUGUCGAUUCUGUAAAUAGUUGAGUGUCUAUAUUUUUGUCUCCCUACAGAAAACGAAAUAAUACCAAGAUAUUUUCAUGCCUCAGCAACACGAGGUAUGACAUGUUUUAGAUGUUCUAAACUAAAAGAAAAGGAAUACGCAACGGUCAGUCAGCAAAAUUUAGCGAAAAUUAGAGCAGCUUGUAGCUGCUGACUCGAAGCAAAAAUCAAAUCCAGCUAAACAGAGCAGUGAAGUAGCUUUAAACUAAACUCUUCCACUCGAGACAGAGAUUUUUAGAAAUUCACACACAAAAACAAAACAUCACAUUAACGCAUACACAUACACACAAAUACAUUCGCCAAGAACAAACUAGAGAAAAAAAAAUCCAGUUACGGUCUGAAUGAGUAUAACAAAAUAUAAAAGCGAAACAAAAGCGCUGAAUGGUAAGCUCAAGUAUAUUUUCACAAAAUAUAAAUAACCUUAGUGCAUAGAAAGGUCAAUAACAAUUACAAAAAUUAAAAAAACAAAAAAAAACAGAAUCUAGUACUAGAAGUAAUUUUAAAUCCAAACGAGAAAGUCUAGAAACUUCUCAUUUUCGCCAAAUUAUUAUUACUAUAAUAUAAACAAAAGUAUAUUAUAAUUAUGAACUUUAAUCAUAAUGUUUCUGAAGGAAAUGUCAGCAGAACCUAUGCGAGAGAGCAAAACAACCCAUGAGCAAAGCAACCAAAAAGAAAGCCGGUGAAAUAGAAAACUGCAGUAUACACAUGCAAGUAGACUCAAAAACCGUUACACAAUGACGCAAACAGAAUCAAAUAAUUCCUGUUUAUCUCCUUUUUCCCCUGAAAAGAAAAAAAACACUGGCAUAUGCAGUAGGGCAUUAGUCUACAGAUCCCUCAGAAAAACUUUCCAAAAAAAAACCGCGCAAAGUUCUAGAAAAAAAAGGCGGAAACCGCAAAAACCCAGAAAACAAAAAAGUCAUCUUUGAAAAAUCUUUUAGGAACGCCAGGAUACACAAAUCUAUUGAAAGUAAACAAAAAAAAUACCACACGUUCUUAUUAUUUUGUAAUAAAAUCUCGUAAAAUGCCAAAAAAAAAA
This is a messenger RNA of Wyeomyia smithii (pitcher-plant mosquito), 7905 nucleotides long. RefSeq names its product RNA binding protein fox-1 homolog 2-like. Gene Ontology annotation, cellular component: nucleus; cytoplasm. Gene Ontology annotation, molecular function: mRNA binding. Gene Ontology annotation, biological process: nervous system development; regulation of alternative mRNA splicing, via spliceosome. The coding region runs from base 1532 to 3940 and encodes 802 amino acids. NCBI's taxonomy places the organism in Eukaryota, Metazoa, Arthropoda, Insecta, Diptera, Culicidae. The transcript has 17 exons. The record is from RefSeq and is a predicted model, not a curated record.